Molecule: messenger RNA, 264 nt
Organism: Linum trigynum
Lineage: Eukaryota; Viridiplantae; Streptophyta; Magnoliopsida; Malpighiales; Linaceae
Source: the annotation of a GenBank genome assembly
AUGGUGAGAUUGGGGAAGACGUUACUGAAAGAAGCAGCUAAUGGAAUCGGCAAGACUCUAUCUGGAGUCCUGGCCUGCCCACUCUCCAAGCAGCCAUUGAGGUGUUGCAAGGAAACCAAUUCCCUCAUCAGUGAUUCAAUUGGCGUCUCCUAUCCUAUGAAGGAUGGGAUUCCUUGCUUGGUUCCUCGAGAUGGAAAGAUAGUUGGAGGUGAUGACAAUGAUGGACACAAUGGAGAUCCCGCUACAAUCCAAUCCACUGACUAG